CCCCAGUCUUCUCCCUCCAUGCCUGAGGGUGAGUCACAGACUCGGCAAAAGGCAUGGAGAGUUGCUCCAGCCCUGAAUGAAGCAGUCCAGCUGUUGCCUUCCUGUAGGGGUGGAGUAGGGGGGUCGGAGCUGGAUAUCACAGGCUGCCUGAGCUGCAAUUGCACCACUGAGCUUGGAGUGGGGCAGGCCAGGAGGACUCCUGGCGGAGACUACGAGGCAGCUCUCUUCCUAACCUGAUGGGAGGAACUCCCUGCUCAGCCUGACUUCUGAGACUCAGCAACAACACGUUUGUUUUGCUGAAGUUCUGCGUGCCUCGCUUUGCAGAGGGCUGCUUGGAGGAGCUGAUCCCGCACUGGCAGCCUUUAUCUGUUUGAACUACAGAACCAUUUCUGAGAACUUUUGUUUCUUUGUUUUGCUUCGGGGAGACAACUCAGACCAGAAGACACUGAGGCUGACGGUGAGGCUGAUGCAGAAGAUGACUCUGUCGACGAAGUGACAACUGAAAACAUACGACCAAGACCACAAGGAUCCUCUCCUGUUUAUGAGUAUUGCAUAGAAGAUGAAUAUUUUAACAAAAAGCUUCAGCAAGAUAUAGAGAACAGACAAAGACGGGAUUCUUCUAUCAAAAUGAGUGAUUCACAGGAAUCUAUGGAGGUUACCUUACAAACGGAAGUCGAAUCUGGUGCAAGUGGAUUUAGUGUGGCUGGUGGAGGAACUGAAGGAUUAUUUGUGAAGCAAGUGCUCAAAGAGUCCCCAGCAUCAAAGUUAUUCAGUCUGAGAGAAGGUGAUCAGCUUCUAAGUGCCACAAUCUUUUUCGAUAAUAUCAAAUAUGAAGAUGCACUCAAGAUUCUGCAGUAUUCCGAGCCGUACAAAGUACAGUUCAACCUCAAAAGAAAGCUCGCCAGGAAGGAAGAUCUUGAAACAAUGCAUUUUGCAACGCAAUCCAAAAAAGAAAAAACGAGUCAGGGGAAGGAAGCACCGGAAACAUCAGAAAAGACAUUCACAGAAGAAGAUAAAGCAGACUUAAUUGUAAAACAAAGAGUUGGAAGACCAAAAAGAUCCAAGAAGGACAGACUUUCCUGGCCAAAAUUCCAGUCAUUAAAAGGUAAAAAGAUACUGGGGCAAAGGAGAUCUCGUAGCACGUCAGAUGCAUACGAACAUGCGAUUCCCGAUAUAUCCCCAACAAGCACAGACACAGAAUCACAAUUUCAGCCAGAAGAAAUUCACGCAAAAGUUAAAAGAGGAAGUCAAAAGAAACUAAGAUUCCCCAGUAUUGGAUUCAAGAUGCACAGAACUAAACAAGAACCAGAGGAGAGGACAAAAUACGAAGUCAAACCUCUCACAGACUAUGAAAAUGAUACUGCGCAGGAAAUCCCAGAAUUAAUAACAGUGCAAUAUUCUACUUCAUGGGCUAAAGAGAAAAAACUGGAAGAAAUACAGGAACACAGAAAAGAUGCUAAGGAAACAAAAUUUGAACUGCCAUACCAUACAGGUAAAUACCCUGAAGUUGAAUUAACAAUUAAAAAAACAAAAGAAAAGAAAUCAAAAUCCAAAGCCAUCACAAAAAAAUCAGAAACGACAGUGAUAACAACACAGAUAACAAAACCUAUAUUGCAAACAGGUGAAAUACAAGAUGUACAAAUAAAACCGAUAACACCACCAAAACAACGAAAAAAGAAGCAAAAGGGAUCCACAGAAAAAAUGUAUACAAAAUUACAAAUGGACAACGAACAAACAGAAAAAGGAAAAAAAGACAUGGAUGGCAUCCGAGGAGUAAUUAAUCAAAAUGAAGAAGAUUCAAACGUCAUGAUAGCAACACCUGACAUACGUAUGCCGACAGCCAAAGCUUCUUUGGAACUUAAAACUCCACACAUACAACUAGAGACACCAUCAACUGAUAUGUCUCUGGGUGCUGCUGAGAUUAAGAAAGAGGGCAUGGACACUACGUUUAAAAUGCCAAAAUUCCAAAUGCCAAAAUUUGGAACAGAAAUGAAGGCUCCAGACUUAAAGGUUGAGGCACAAUCGGCUGAUAUUGCUGUAGGUGGAGUUGAAGCUAAUCUGGAGGGCACCGACAAUAAAUUUACGAUGCCAAAACUCCAAAUGCCCAAGUUUGGAAUGUCACUUCCCAAGGAGAAACUCGCUGCAGAGGGAGAAAUCACCUUACCUUCUGUGGAAGUGGAUAUCUCCAAACCAGAACUGAAAGGGGAAGUGACCCUGCCCUCUGUGGGCAUCGAGACUGACGUGAAAUUGCCUGGAGCUGAAAUGAAGGUACCUAGCGUUGAGUUGGAGGUCUCUGAGAAGGGCAAAAUCAAAACACCUGAUGUCAAAAUGCCAAGCGUCAAGGUCCCAAAAAUAAAACCUCCUCAAAUGGGAGUCUCACUGCCCAAGGUUGAAGCAGACAUCUCUGUUCCGAAAGCAAAAGUGGAAAUUCCAGAGGCAGAGGUCUCUGUUAAGGUGCCUGAUGCAGAAGGAAGCAUCGAGGGUGGCGGAAUGAAAAUACACAUGCCAAAGUUCAAGAUGCCGAGUAUGGGUUUCUCCAAACCAGAAAUCAAAGGUCCCAAAGUCGAUGUGGACAUCAGCGCACCCAAGGUUGACAUUGCUCUUCCGGACGUCAGUGUAACCAAGCCUGAGAUCAAAGCAGGUGACAUUUCAGCAGACAUGAAGUUCACAGCACCUGACAUAAAGAUUCCAAAGGGGGAGGCUUCCUUGGAACUGAAGGCUCCAGACUUGAAGGUUGAGGCACCAUCAGCAGAUGUCAUUCUAGGCGGAGUUGAAGCAAAGCUGGAGGGUACGGACAGUAAAUUUAAGAUGCCAAAAUUCCAAAUGCCCAAGUUUGGAAUGUCACUUCACAAAGGGAAGGCCGCUGCAGAGGGAGAAAUCACCUUACCUUCUAUGGAAGUGGAUAUCUCCAAACCAGAACUGAAAGGGGAAGUGACCCUGCCAUCUGUGGCCAUCGAGACUGACGUGAAAUUGCCUGAAGCUGAAAUGAAGGCACCUAGUGUGGAGUUGGAGGUCUCUGAGAAGGGCAAAAUCAAAAUGCCUGAUGUCAAAAUGCCAAGCGUCAAGGUUUCCAAAAUGAAGACUCCUCAAGUGGGAGUCUCACUGCCAAAGGUUGAAGCAGACAUCUCUGUUCCCAAAGCAAAAGUGGAAAUUCCAGAGGCAGAGGUCUCUGUUAAGGUCCCUGAAGCAGAAGGAAGCAUCGAGGGUGGCGGAAUGAAAAUACACAUGCCAAAGUUCAAGAUGCCCAGUAUGGGUUUCUCCAAACCAGAAAUCAAAGGUCCCAAAGUCGAUGUGGACAUCAGCGCACCCAAGGUUGACAUCGCUCUUCCGGACGUCAGUGACAUUUCAGCAGACAUGAAGUUCACAGCACCUGACAUAAAGAUUCCAAAGGGGGAGGCUUCCUUGGAACUGAAGGCUCCAGACCUAAAGCUUGAGGCACCAUCGGCUGAUAUUGAUGUAGGUGGCAUUGAAGCGAAGCUGGAGGGCACAGACAGUAAAUUUAAGAUGCCCAAAUUCCAUAUGCCCAAGUUUGGAAUGUCAGUUCCCAAGGGGAAAGCUGUUGCAGAGGGAGAAAUCACCUUACCUUCUGCGGAAGUGGAUGUUUCCAAACCAGAACUGAAAGGGGAAGUGACCCUGCCCUCUGUGGGCAUCGAGACUGAUGUGAAAUUGCCUGGAGCUAAAAUGAAGGCACCUAGUGUGGAGUUGGAGGCCGCUGAGAAGGGCAAAAUAAAAAUGCCUGAUGUCAAAAUGCCAAGCGUCAAGGUUCCCAAAAUGAAGACUCCUCAAGUGGGAGUAUCGCUGCCAAACACUGAGGGAGACAUCUCUGUUCCCAAAGCAAAAGUGGAAAUUCCAGAAACAGAGGUCUCUGUUAAGGUGCCUGAUGCAGAAGGUAGCAUUGAUGGUGGCGGGAUGAAAAUACACAUGCCAAAGUUCAAGAUGCCCAGUAUGGGUUUCUCCAAACCAGAAAUCAAAGGUCCCAAAGUUGAUGUGGACGUCAGCUCACCCAAGGUUGACAUCGCUCUUCCAGACGUCAGUGUAACCAAGCCUGAGAUCAAAGCAGGUGACAUUUCAGCAGAUAUCAAGUUCACAGCACCCGACGUGAAGAUUCCAAAGGGAGAAGCUUCCUUGGAACUGAAGGCUCCAGACUUGAAGGUUGAGGCACCAUCGGCUGAUAUUGAUGUAGGUGGCAUUGAAGCUAAGCUGGAGGGUACGGGCAGUAAAUUUAAGAUGCCAAAAUUUCAAAUGCCCAAGUUUGGAAUGUCACCUUCCACAGGGAAAGCCACUGCAGAGGGAGAAAUCAGCUUACCUUCUGUGGAAGUGGAUAUCUCCAAACCAGAACUGAAAGGGGAAGUGACCCUGCCCUCUGUGGGCAUUGAGACUGACGUGAAAUUGCCUGAAGCUGAAAUGAAGGCACCUAGUGUGCAGUUGGAGGUUGCUGAGAAGGGCAAAAUCAAAAUGCCUGAUGUCAAAAUGCCAAGCGUCAAGGUUCCCAAAAUGAAGACUCCUCAAGUGGGAGUCUCACUGCCAGAGGUUGAGGCAGACAUCUCUAUUCCCAAAGCAAAAGUGGAAAUUCCAGAGGUAGAGGUCUCUGUUAAGGUGCCUGAUGCAGAAGGCAGCAUUGAUGGUGGCGGGAUGAAAAUACACGUGCCAAAGUUCAAGAUGCCCAGUAUGGGUUUCUCCAAACCAGAAAUCAAAGGUCCCAAAGUCGAUAUGGACAUCAGCGCACCCAAGGCUGACAUUGCUCUUCCAGACGUCAGUGUAACCAAGCCUGAGAUCAAAGCAGGUGACAUUUCAGCAGAUAUCAAGUUCACAACACCCGACGUGAAGAUUCCAAAGGGAGAAGCUUCCUUGGAACUGAAGGCUCCAGACCUAAACGUUGAGGCACCAUCGGCACAUGUCACUCUACGUGGAGUUGAAGCGAAGCUGGAGGGUACGGACAGUAAAUUUAAGAUGCCAAAAUUUCAAAUGCCCAAAUUUGGAAUGUCACUUCCCAAGGGGAAAGCCGCUGCAGAGGGAGAAAUCACCUUACCUUCUGUGGAAGUGGAUGUUUCCAAACCAGAACUGAAAGGGGAAGUGACCCUGCCCUCUGUGGGCAUCGAGACUGACGUGAAAUUGCCCGGAGUUGAAAUGAAGGCACCUAGUGAGGAGUUGGAGGUCGCUGAGAAGGGCAAAAUCAAAAUGCCUGAUGUCAAAAUGCCAAGCGUCAAAGUUCCCAAGCUGAAGACUCCUCAAGUCGGAGUUUCACUGCCCAAGGUUGAAGCAGACAUCUCUGUUCCCAAAGCAAAAGUGGAAAUUCCAGAAGCAGAGGUCUCUGUUAAGGUGCCUGAUGCAGAAGGCAGCAUCGAGGUUGGAGGGAUGAAAAUACACACGCCAAAGUUCAAGAUGCCCAGUAUGGGUUUCUCCAAACCAGAAAUCAAAGGUCCCAAAGUCGAUGUGGACGUCAGCGCACCCAAGGUUGACAUUGCUCUUCCAGACGUCAGUGUAACCAAGCCUGAGAUCAAAGCAGGUGACAUUUCAGCAGACAUGAAGUUCACAGCACCUGACGUACAGUUUCCAAAAGGAGAGACUUCCUUGGAACUGAAGGCUCCAGACCUAAACGUUGAGUCACCAUCGGCAGUUGUCACUCUAGGUGGAGUUGAAGCGAAGCUGGAGGGUACGGACAGUAAAUUUAAGAUGCCAAAACUCCAAAUGCCCAAGUUUGGAAUGUCACUUCCCAAGGGGAAAGCCACUGCAGAGGGAGAAAUUACCUUACCUUCUAUGGAAUUGGAUGUUUCCAAACCAGAACUGAAAGGGGAAGUGACCCUGCCCUCUGUGGGCAUCGAGACCGACGUGAAAUUGCCCAGAGCUGAAAUGAAGGCACCUAGUGUGGAGUUGGAGGUUGCUGAGAAGGGCAAAAUCAAAAUGCCUGAUGUCAAAAUGCCAAGCGUCAAGGUUCCCAAAAUGAGGACCCCUCAGGUGGGAGUCUCACUGCCAAAGGUUGAAGCAGACAUCUCCCUUCCCAAAGCAAAAGUGGAAAUUCCAGAGGCAGAUGUCUCUGUUAAGGUGCCUGAUGCAGAAGGCAGCAUUGAUGGUGGCGGGAUGAAAAUACACAUGCCAAAGUUCAAGAUGCCCAGUAUGGGUUUCUCCAAACCAGAAAUCAAAGGUCCCAAAGUCGAUAUGGACAUCAGCGCACCCAAGGUUGACAUUGCUCUUCCAGAUGUCAGUGUAACCAAGCCUGAAAUCAAAGCAGGUGACAUUUCAGCAGACAUGAAGUUCACAGCACCUGACAUAAAGAUUCCAAAGGGGGAAGCUUCCUUGGAACUGAAGGCUCCAGACUUUAAGGUUGAGGCACCAUCGGCUGAUAUUGAUGUAGGUGGCAUUGAAGCAAAGCUGGAGGGCACAGACAGUAAAUUUAAGAUGCCAAAACUCCAAAUGCCCAAGUUUGGAAUGUCACUUCCAAAAGGGAAAGCCACUGCAGAGGGAGAAAUCAGCUUACCUUCUGUGGAAGUGGAUAUCUCCAAACCAGAACUGAAAGGGGAAGUGACCCUGCCCUCUGUGGGCAUCGAGACUGACGUGAAAUUGCCCCGAUCUGAAAUGAAGGCACCUAGUGUGGAGUUGGAGGUCGCUGAGAAGGGCAAAAUCAAAAUGCCUGAUGUCAAAAUGCCAAGCGUCAAGGUUCCCAAAAUGAAGACUCCUCAAGUGGGAGUCUCACUGCCAAAGGUUGAAGCAGACAUCUCCCUUCCCAAAGCAAAAGUGGAAAUUCCAGAGGCAGAGGUCUCUGUUAAGGUCCCUGAAGCAGAAGGAAGCAUUGAUAGUGGAGGGAUGAAAAUACACAUGCCAAAGUUCAAGAUGCCCAGUAUGGGUUUCUCCAAACCAGAAAUCAAAGGUCCCAAAGUUGAUGUGGACGUCAGCUCACCCAAGGUUGACAUCGCUCUUCCAGAUGUCAGUGUAACCAAGCCUGAAAUCAAAGCAGGUGACAUUUCAGCAGACAUGAAGUUCACAGCACCUGACAUAAAGAUUCCAAAGGGGGAAGCUUCCUUGGAACUGAAGGCUCCAGACUUUAAGGUUGAGGCACCAUCGGCUGAUAUUGAUGUAGGUGGCAUUGAAGCAAAGCUGGAGGGCACAGACAGUAAAUUUAAGAUGCCAAAACUCCAAAUGCCCAAGUUUGGAAUGUCACUUCCAAAAGGGAAAGCCACUGCAGAGGGAGAAAUCAGCUUACCUUCUGUGGAAGUGGAUAUCUCCAAACCAGAACUGAAAGGGGAAGUGACCCUGCCCUCUGUGGGCAUCGAGACUGACGUGAAAUUGCCCCGAUCUGAAAUGAAGGCACCUAGUGUGGAGUUGGAGGUCGCUGAGAAGGGCAAAAUCAAAAUGCCUGAUGUCAAAAUGCCAAGCGUCAAGGUUCCCAAAAUGAAGACUCCUCAAGUGGGAGUCUCACUGCCAAAGGUUGAAGCAGACAUCUCCCUUCCCAAAGCAAAAGUGGAAAUUCCAGAGGCAGAGGUCUCUGUUAAGGUCCCUGAAGCAGAAGGAAGCACUGAUAGCGGAGGGAUGAAAAUGCACAUGCCAAAGUUCAAGAUGCCCAGUAUGGGUUUCUCCAAACCAGAAAUCAAAGGUCCCAAAGUCGAUAUGGACAUCAGCGCACCCAAGGUUGACAUUGCUCUUUCGGACGUCAGUGUAACCAAGCCUGAGAUCAAAGCAGGUGACAUUUCAGCAGAUAUCAAGUUCUCUGCACCUGACAUAAAGAUUCCAAAGGGGGAAGCUUCCUUGGAACUGAAGGCUCCAGACUUUAAGGUUGAGGCACCAUCGGCUGAUAUUGAUGUAGGUGGCAUUGAAGCAAAGCUGGAGGGCACAGACAGUAAAUUUAAGAUGCCAAAACUCCAAAUGCCCAAGUUUGGAAUGUCACUUCCAAAAGGGAAAGCCACUGCAGAGGGAGAAAUCAGCUUACCUUCUGUGGAAGUGGAUAUCUCCAAACCAGAACUGAAAGGGGAAGUGACCCUGCCCUCUGUGGGCAUCGAGACUGAUGUGAAAUUGCCCCGAUCUGAAAUGAAGGCACCUAGUGUGGAGUUGGAGGUCGCUGAGAAGGGCAAAAUCAAAAUGCCUGAUGUCAAAAUGCCAAGCGUCAAGGUUCCCAAAAUGAAGACUCCUCAAGUGGGAGUCUCACUGCCAAAGGUUGAAGCAGACAUCUCCCUUCCCAAAGCAAAAGUGGAAAUUCCAGAGGCAGAGGUCUCUGUUAAGGUCCCUGAAGCAGAAGGAAGCAUUGAUAGUGGAGGGAUGAAAAUACACAUGCCAAAGUUCAAGAUGCCCAGUAUGGGUUUCUCCAAACCAGAAAUCAAAGGUCCCAAAGUUGAUGUGGACGUCAGCUCACCCAAGGUUGACAUCGCUCUUCCAGAUGUCAGUGUAACCAAGCCUGAAAUCAAAGCAGGUGACAUUUCAGCAGACAUGAAGUUCACAGCACCUGACAUAAAGAUUCCAAAGGGGGAAGCUUCCUUGGAACUGAAGGCUCCAGACUUUAAGGUUGAGGCACCAUCGGCUGAUAUUGAUGUAGGUGGCAUUGAAGCAAAGCUGGAGGGCACAGACAGUAAAUUUAAGAUGCCAAAACUCCAAAUGCCCAAGUUUGGAAUGUCACUUCCAAAAGGGAAAGCCACUGCAGAGGGAGAAAUCAGCUUACCUUCUGUGGAAGUGGAUAUCUCCAAACCAGAACUGAAAGGGGAAGUGACCCUGCCCUCUGUGGGCAUCGAGACUGACGUGAAAUUGCCCCGAUCUGAAAUGAAGGCACCUAGUGUGGAGUUGGAGGUCGCUGAGAAGGGCAAAAUCAAAAUGCCUGAUGUCAAAAUGCCAAGCGUCAAGGUUCCCAAAAUGAAGACUCCUCAAGUGGGAGUCUCACUGCCAAAGGUUGAAGCAGACAUCUCCCUUCCCAAAGCAAAAGUGGAAAUUCCAGAGGCAGAGGUCUCUGUUAAGGUCCCUGAAGCAGAAGGAAGCAUUGAUAGUGGAGGGAUGAAAAUGCACAUGCCAAAGUUCAAGAUGCCCAGUAUGGGUUUCUCCAAACCAGAAAUCAAAGGUCCCAAAGUCGAUAUGGACAUCAGCGCACCCAAGGUUGACAUUGCUCUUUCGGACGUCAGUGUAACCAAGCCUGAGAUCAAAGCAGGUGACAUUUCAGCAGAUAUCAAGUUCUCUGCACCCGACGUGAAGAUUCCAAAGGGGGAGGCUUCCUUAGAACUGAAGGCUCCAGACUUUAAGGUUGAGGCACCAUCGGCUGAUAUUGAUGUAGGUGGCAUUGAAGCAAAGCUGAAGGGUACGGACAGUAAAUUUAAGAUGCCAAAACUCCAAAUGCCCAAGUUUGGAAUGUCACUUCCCAAAGGAAAAACCACUGCAGAGGGAGAAAUUACCUUACCUUCUAUGGAAGUGGAUGUUUCCAAACCAGAACUGAAAGGGGAAGUGACCCUGCCCUCUGUGGGCAUCGAGACUGAUGUGAUGUUCCCCGGAGCUGAAAUGAAGGCACCUAGUGUGGAGUUGGAGGUUGCUGAGAAGGGCAAAAUCAAAAUGCCUGAUGUCAAAAUGCCAAGCGCCAAGGUUCCCAAAAUGAAGACUCCUCAGGAGGUAGUCUCACUGCCCAAGCUUGAAGCAGACAUCUCUGUUCCCAAAGCAAAAGUGGAAAUUCCAGAGGCAGAGGUCUCUGUUAAGGUGCCUGAUGCAGAAGUCAGCAUUGAGGGUGGCGGAAUGAAAAUACACAUGCCAAAGUUCAAGAUGCCCAGCAUGGGUUUCUCCAAAUCAGAGAUCAAAGGUCCCAAAGUUGAUGUGGACGUCAGCGCACCCAAGGUUGACAUUGCUCUUCCAGACGUCAGUGUAACCAAGUCUGAGAUCAAAGCAGGUGACAUUUCAGCAGACAUGAAGUUCACCGCACCUGAUGUACAGUUUCCAAAGGGGGAGGCUUCCUUGGAACUGAAGGCUCCAGACCUAAAGAUUGAGGCACCAUCAGCGGAUUUCGCUCUAGGUGGAGUUGAAGCGAAGCUGGAGGGAACGGACAGUAAAUUUAAGAUGCCGAAAUUCCAUAUGCCCAAGUUCGGAAUGUCACUUCCCAAGGGGAAAGCUGUUGCAGAGGGAGAAAUCACCUUACCUUCUGUGGAAGUGGAUGUUUCCAAACCAGAACUGAAAGGGGAAGUGACCCUGCCCUCUGUGGGCAUCGAGACUGAUGUGAAAUUGCCCGGAGCUGAAAUGAAGGCUCCAAGUGUGGAGUUGGAGGUUUCUGAGAAGGGAAAACUCAAAAUGCCUGACGUCAAAAUGCCAAGCAUGAAGGUCCCUGAGCUGAAGACUCCUCAAGUGGGAGUCUCGCUGCCGAAGGCUGAGGGAGACAUCUCUGUUCCCAAAGCAAAAGUGGAAAUUCCAGAGACAGAGGUCUCAGUUAAAGUGCCUGAUGCAGAAGGCAGCAUCGAGGGUGGAGGGAUGAAAAUACACAUGCCAAAGUUCAAGAUGCCCAGCAUAGGUUUCUCCAAACCAGAAAUCAAAGGUCCCAAAGUCGAUGUGGAUGUCAGCGCCCCCAAGUUUGACAUUGCUCUUCCAGACGUCAGUGUAACCAAGCCUGAGAUCAAAGCAGGUGACAUUUCAGCAGACAUGAAGUUCACCGCACCUGAUGUACAGUUUCCAAAGGGGGAGGCUUCCUUGGAACUGAAGGCUCCAGACCUAAACGUUGAGGCACCAUCGGCACAUGUCACUCUAGGUGGAGUUGAAGCGACGCUGGAGGGCACGGACAGUAAAUUUAAGAUGCCAAAAUUCCAAAUGCCCAAGUUUGGAAUGUCACUUCCCAAGGGGAAAGCCACUGCAGAGGGAGAAAUCACCUUACCUUCUGUGGAAGUGGAGAUCUCCAAACCAGAACUGAAAGGGGAAGUGACCCUGCCCUCUGUGGGCAUCGAGACUGACGUGAAAUUGCCCGGAGCUGAAAUGAAGGCACCUAGUGUGGAGUUGGAGGUCUCUGAGAAGGGCAAAAUCAAAAUGCCUGAUGUCAAAAUGCCAAGCGUCAAAGUUCCCAAGCUGAAGACUCCUCAAGUGGGAGUCUCACUGCCAAAGGUUGAAGCAGACAUCUCCCUUCCCAAAGCAAAAGUGGAAGUUCCACAGGCAGAGGUCUCUGUUAAGGAGCCUGAUGCAGAAGGCAGCAUUGAUGGUGGCGGGAUGAAAAUACACAUGCCAAAGUUCAAGAUGCCGAGCAUGGGUUUCUCCAAAUCAGAGAUCAAAGGUCCCAAAGUCGAUAUGGACAUCAGCGCACCCAAGGUUGACAUUGCUCUUCCAGACGUCAGUGUAACCAAGCCUGAGAUCAAAGCAGGCGACAUUUCAGCAGACAUCAGCCUUUCAGCACCUGACGUGAAGUUUCCAAAAGGAGAGGCUUCCUUGGAGCUGAAGGCUCCAGACCUAAACGUUGAGGCACCAUCGGCACAUGUCACUCUAGGUGGAGUUGAAGCGAAGCUGGAGGGCACGGACAGUAAAUUUAAGAUGCCAAAAUUCCAAAUGCCCAAGUUUGGAAUGUCACUUCCCAAGGGGAAACCCGCUGCAGAGGGAGAAAUCACCUUACCUUCUGUGGAAGUGGAUAUCUCCAAACCAGAACUGAAAGGGGAAGUGACCCUGCCCUCU
Molecule: messenger RNA, 11595 nt
Organism: Podarcis muralis (Common wall lizard)
Lineage: Eukaryota; Metazoa; Chordata; Lepidosauria; Squamata; Lacertidae
Gene: AHNAK2
Product: AHNAK nucleoprotein 2
Biological process (GO): regulation of RNA splicing
Cellular component (GO): costamere; cytoplasm; nucleus
Molecular function (GO): protein binding
Source: RefSeq, a predicted model, not a curated record